Molecule: messenger RNA, 1147 nt
Organism: Drosophila melanogaster (fruit fly)
Lineage: Eukaryota; Metazoa; Arthropoda; Insecta; Diptera; Drosophilidae
Gene: wntD
Product: wnt inhibitor of dorsal
Exons: 1
Coding region: 61-990 (309 amino acids)
Biological process (GO): anatomical structure morphogenesis; Wnt signaling pathway; signal transduction
Cellular component (GO): extracellular region
Molecular function (GO): signaling receptor binding
Source: RefSeq, marked reviewed
AUUCAGUCGAUCUAACGACAUCGCAGAGAUAGCACCAUAACAACAAUAUAAACAGACAACAUGAUUUUUGCCAUCACAUUCUUCAUGGGUAUUACGAGCACUCUGGCAGCAGUUUUGGAGCCCAUGAGCUACUACCAGUACACCCAGUUCCAGGCACCACUCUCCUGGGAGGAUAUAACCGGCAAGGGGCUGAAACAGGCCCUCGACAGCUGCCAACAGAGUUUCCAGUGGCAGCGAUGGAACUGUCCGAGCCAGGAUUUCGUGCAGAAGAAUUCCAAGCCGGAGGAAAACUCACCAAAUCGGGAGGAUGUCUAUGUGGCGGCCAUUUCCAUGGCAGCCAUAGUCCAUACUCUGACCAAGGACUGUGCCAAUGGAGUAAUCGCCGGAUGCGGAUGCACGGAAAAUGCUCUGAAUGUACCCUGUGCCCACGAACCCACCAAGGCACUGGAGCAGUACGAGAAGCAUUUCGGAUCGGGAUCAGGAGCCAUCGGUCACAAUCGACGGGUGGUGGGAGCUCUACUACAAAGAUCACUGGAACAGGAAUGCCGGUGCAAGCAACCAGGAGCUGUGCAGGGUGAAUGCCAGGAGGAGGAGUGUGUGGCGGUACUAAAGCCAUUCGAAGCCAUUGCCCAGGAUCUCCUCCAAAUGUACGACGAUGCCAUCCAACUAGAAGGAGCCAGUAGCAAUCUAAAGAUUAUGUGGCAGAACAUUCCCCUAGACUCGCUGGUCUUCAUGCAGGACUCGCCCAACUACUGCGAACGCGAUGCCACCGGAUUGUGGAAAGGAACACGGGGUCGCCAGUGCUCCAAGGAUGGCAGUGGUUCUCUGGAGGAACGCCUCUCCUGCCAGCAGUUGUGCCGCGUGUGCGGAUACCGAGUGAGAUCCCAGCACGUGAGAACCGAGAGGAGGUGCAAUUGCAAGCUGGUCUGGGGAUUCCGACUCCAGUGCGAUGUGUGCGUCCAGCUGGAAAGGCAGUACUCCUGCUACUAAAUGGAUGCUCCACUGGAAAUGGAAUCCAGGAUUGGGGCGCUGGUCGAGUCCCACGAAAACUGUUUACCUACAUUUAAGUUAAUUUAUUUGAUUCCACCUCUAAUUUAUUACCACAACAAAUGCUAUCAAUAAAUACGUUAUUUAACAUAUAUCAUGC